Messenger RNA from Spizellomyces punctatus DAOM BR117, 1480 nucleotides. RefSeq names its product IMP 5'-nucleotidase. The transcript is spliced from 7 exons. Gene Ontology annotation, biological process: nicotinic acid riboside biosynthetic process; inosine salvage; nucleotide metabolic process. The record is from RefSeq and is a predicted model, not a curated record. NCBI's taxonomy places the organism in Eukaryota, Fungi, Chytridiomycota, Chytridiomycetes, Spizellomycetales, Spizellomycetaceae. Bases 25 to 1344 code for a protein of 439 amino acids. Gene Ontology annotation, molecular function: magnesium ion binding.
UACCUUCCUUCCAAAUAGUGUGCAAUGACUUCCCUCUACAGUAUCAACUACCAUACUAGGGCGCAUAAACGAGACGCAUUCAUUGAAUUUAUCAAAUCCCUACUGCUGACGCCCUUUGUCUUGCACACGCGACCCCAGUCAGCAACCGGCGCUCUUCCGGAAGAUAGCAAUUUCACCAAUUCGGCACGGAAAGAUGAUUGUGACGGAGGACCAGAAGGCGACAAGAACGUUGAAAGAUAUUCUGAGAUUCUAUUUUGUGUGGAAGAAUUAAUUUUGGAUCAUAUUCGACAUCAAGACAACAAACUUGCAGAACUUUCUCGCCUGUCGACACUGGUCCCCUCCAUUGGACGAUUCUUUACCCCGCUACCUUUGAAGGAAAGUUUUAUAAAGCAAGAUGCCAAGCGAUCGAUGGCCGCCAGACGGUUCGUCCCCCCUAGCUUCAAUGAUGUCCGCGCUAUCUUGAAUGAUGCUCAGGUCACAGCGAUUGCUUCUACCGUGAAGUUGAUAACAUUUGACGGUGAUAUGACUUUAUACGCGGACGGAGAGGAUUUUGCCAAAGACUCACAGCUUGUUCAGCUAAUCAUUGAGCUACUACGUAAUGAUCUGUAUGUGGCAAUCGUGACCGCAGCAGGAUAUCCCGGAAAUGCCGCGAGGUAUCAGAAGCGACUUUCCGGCUUAUUGGACGGGUUUAAAAUGUCUGGCCUGUCAUCCGAGGCGUUGGGGAGAUUUUAUGUGCUAGGUGGGGAGUGCAACUAUUUAUUUCGCUAUGACACCGACUCCCACCACCUUGUAUAUAUUGCGCCGGAGACCUAUCAGCCCCCAUCUGUAAGAGAAUGGGCUGGUAACGCAGCUCGCAUUAGCGAUCUGUUGGAUGUUGCACAACAAACAGUAGAGGAGCGGGUCAAUGAGAUGGGCUUGAACGGAAAAGUCUCGAUUUUGAGAAAAGAUCGUGCCAUUGGAGUGGUUUCAGAUAAGCAGAUCACGUUGACGCGUGAGCAGCUGGACGAGUUUGCCCUCUCUACCCAGAGGCGCCUUAACAAUUACCAACAUACAAUACUCAUUCGCGAGGGCCAGCGUCCCCUACCGUUCUGUGCUUUUAAUGGCGGUAGCGAUGUCUGGGUCGAUAUUGGAAACAAACUUAUUGGUGUGCAAAUGCUGCAGGAGAUUUUAAACACAACAGGAAGCGAAACCCUUCAUGUUGGAGAUCAGUUUCUUUCUACAGGAAAUGAUAUUUCCACGCGUACUGCAUGCUGUACAGUUUGGAUCACUAGUCCUGAAGAAACGGCUGAGAUCCUUAUUGAAUUGUGUCACCUUCUGAGCAAACGAGAUAGAAUGAGGAUAUAGUUUGGAUUCUGAUGAGCACGCACUCGGAGCAUGACUUCGAUCGUUUGAUCCUUCAUAUUUUGUCGUAGUCCAAUCACCGGUCAUUACCUACACACCACAACCAUUUCGAAAUUGUAAUUACAAUGUGUUUAGAGAA